GCGCUCUUAUUGGUUAACCCCACAGAGCCAAGAUUGAAAGACUCGCCAUACUCGGUUGGCUUCAGUCCCACUUUUUCUAGCGCUAGUAUACCCCUGUUUUGUCGGGAAUAUGAUAGUUUGACAGGCGCAGUCAGGUGCUUCUUCCACACAGAAGAGAUGAGUCGCUUUCUGAACGUCCUGCGGAGCUGGCUGGUGAUGGUGUCCGUCAUCGCGAUGGGAAACACCGUGCAGAGUUUCAGAGAUCACAGUUUUCUGUCCGAAAAGCUCUACACAGGCAUGCCAGAGUUUGUAAAUGGUCUCCAAGCUCGAACCUUUGGUAUUUGGACGCUGCUGUCGUCGAUCAUUCGCUGUGCCUGCGCCAUUGAUAUCCAGAAUAGAACGCUCUAUCACAUCACCUUAUGGACGUUUGUCCUGGCAUUGGGCCACUUCCUAUCUGAGGCUUUUAUCUACAAAACUGCGCCGCUGACUAUCGGAGUCAUGGCCCCUCUCAUUGUGGCAAGUUUUUCCAUCAUAGGAAUGCUCAUUGGAUUCCAGUGUUUUCCAGAAACACAGGAGGAAGUUGGAGCACGACAGAAAAAGCGUAACUGAGUCCCAGCAAUCUGGAGUUUCCUGUUGUUGAACUGAAUCCACCUUCACCAGCCUCUUGUGAACUGGUCCUCGUGUGCUGCUUGUUGCCUUGAAGAACAGGAUAUGCUGAUGUAAAUUCACUUUCUACUGUGACACUAUUUACAUUUACAGAGAUCAGCCAUAACAUUAAAACCCCUCACAGGUCAAAUAAAUACUAUUAUCUUGUGAAACUACAAUAUUCUGCCGGGAAACACCGGGACCUGGAAUUCCUGGUCCACGACUGCAGUUGAUGAUGUGCUGAAACACAGGAAGAAGCUAGUAGUCCCUAAUCCAAAUGAGCCUUUGUAGGAUGUGCCCCAGCAAGGCUGAUCUUUGGGGACAACCACUGCUGUCGUGCUCCCAAACGGCACAUCCUCAGAGACCCUGCCUUCACGAGGAAUCAGAGCUGUUUUGGCGGCACAAGAGGAACACAGCAGAUUAGGCAGGUGGUUUUAAUGUUGUGACUGAUUGGUGUAUAUCUUAAAAUACAGUGGUCAAUGUGUGCUGCUUUAUAAUUUGUAAUGAUUUCAUAUUUAAAAGAGCAA
Oreochromis niloticus (Nile tilapia) is the source of this 1151-nucleotide messenger RNA. RefSeq names its product ergosterol biosynthesis 28 homolog (gene erg28). Gene Ontology annotation, cellular component: membrane; endoplasmic reticulum. The transcript is spliced from 5 exons. The record is from RefSeq and is a predicted model, not a curated record. NCBI's taxonomy places the organism in Eukaryota, Metazoa, Chordata, Actinopteri, Cichliformes, Cichlidae. The coding region runs from base 157 to 588 and encodes 143 amino acids. Gene Ontology annotation, molecular function: protein-macromolecule adaptor activity.